AUGUCAGAGUUUUCGAGAACAAAAAAACCAAAACUUGAAGAAUUAUACACUGUAACUGAACAAGAUAAACAAGAAGCUCAUGAACUCAUUCAAAAAUUAUAUGAAAAAUGUAAAGAAAAAGGAAAAUCACGAAAAAAAAGUCAAAUUAAAAGAUCUGAUUACACACAUCAAUCUUCAGGACUAACUAUUUCCUCAUGGAAAAUGAAUGAUUGGGAUUAUAAAAAAAGAGAUGUUCUUACUCCUGCUAGGGGUUUGUUUACAAGACAGACAAACGAUAAUCGAUAUGAAAUUGUUAUCCGCGGUUACGAUAAAUUUUUCAACAUUGGCGAAGUAGAAAAAACAAAAUGGGAGUCUAUUCUCACAGACACAUUAAGUCCUUAUGAAAUUACCGCGAAAGAAAACGGUUGUAUCAUUUUUAUUACCGGACUUCCCAGUGGCGAUAUAGUAGUUACCAGUAAACAUUCAAUGGGUGAACUUCAAAACAAUGUUGCACAUGCUUUGAAAGGUGAAGAGUGGCUUGACAAACAUUUGAAUCAAGUUGGAAAAAGCAAGCGAGAUCUAGCAAGAUUUUUAUACACGAAUAGUUUAACUGCAGUAGCUGAGCUCUGUGAUGAUUCUUUUGAAGAACAUGUAUUGCCGUAUACUUUUGAACGCAGUGGUCUAUAUCUGCAUGGAUUAAAUUAUAAUACCGUUGAUUUUAAAACUUGUCAUAGUGAACUUGUCAAUGAAUUUGCAAAUGAUUGGGGUUUCAUUCCAAUAAUAUAUUAUAUCAAAAAUAGCGCUGAUGAGGUUAAAGAAUUUACUGACAAGGUUAAACAAGAUGGUUCGUUGAAUGGAAGGCCAAUUGAAGGAUUUGUGGUACGAACAAGACUAAAGUCUACUGGUCAAGAUUUCUUCUUCAAAGUUAAAUAUGAAGAACCUUAUCUCAUGUAUCGUGAGUGGAGAGAGGUUACCAAAGCUCUUCUAAAUAAGAGGGAACCGAAAUUUACUUAUUCUACCAGUAAACACUAUAUUAGUUGGGUGAAAGAGAAAAUUCGAAAAGAACCUGACCUUUUCAAAGGGUAUCAACAUAAUCAUGGGAUUAUUCAUGUGAGAGAUCUAUUCUUAGAUCAUUUGAAUAAAGAGGGUAUGUCUCAAAAUAUACCAGAAACAGAAAGGUUUAGAAAAACUCUACUAGUCCCUGUUGCAACGAUCGGAUGUGGCAAGACAACAAUUGCACUUACACUUGCGUCAUUGUUUAACUUUGGUCAUAUACAAAAUGAUAACAUAACUGGCAAGAACGUUCGCUUAGAAUUUCACAAUAAUAUUAUAAGGGAAUUUGAAAAUAAAGAUGUUGUGAUUGCAGAUCGAAACAAUCACAUUCAGGAACUUCGUAAAACUCUGAUAGAAGCCAUUGCGAGACAAUAUCCAAAUAUUCGUAUAGUCGCGCUCUAUUGGAAUCAUGGCAUUAAUCCUGAUGAAAUCUUUCAAAUAACUUCACAACGUAUUUUACUACGUGGGGAUAAUCACCAAUCGCUUACUCCUGAGAACCCUAAAUAUGAAAGUAUAAUUAGAAGUUUCUUGCAUGGAUUUGAACCUCUGGAUUCUAACAAUGGUAUUGAUCAUAAUUUUGAUCAUGUCAUUGACUUAGAUAUUAAUAAGGACGUUAAGACCAAUCUUUUACAUAUUCUUGAAGAGUUACGCUUGAUACUUGGUAUAGAAAAACCGGACGCUUCAAGUAUUGACGCAGCUAUUGAAAGUGCAAUGAGUUAUAAACCCUCCAUUCGUAAGAAUGUUAACCGUAAAAGUUCUAAUCAAAAGAAGUUAUCAUCAACAGUUAGAGUUAGACAGCCUAGUUAUUAUGGGGUCGCAUUUGAUUUUGAUUUUAAUAAUUUCCUGAAACAAUAUUUCGAAGAACAUCCGAAUUUGGAUUCUAGAACUUAUAUAAAAUUAGCUCAAAAAAAACGUAUUCCUCUUGAACAUCAUGUUACUCUUGUUCAUGCUGCGGACAUUCCCUCCAAAGAGGGCAAAGUAAUUUGGAAAGAAUACAAAGAGAUGUUUGAAGAAGAACCUCAGCCUCAGCAGGUUCAGGUGUUUUUUGAUAAAAUGGUCUUCGAUUCACGUAUUAUAGCACUUGUU
This is a messenger RNA of Dentiscutata erythropus, 2118 nucleotides long. Lineage: Eukaryota; Fungi; Glomeromycota; Glomeromycetes; Diversisporales; Gigasporaceae. The record is from the annotation of a GenBank genome assembly.